This is a messenger RNA of Exophiala mesophila, 2331 nucleotides long. RefSeq lists its product as uncharacterized. The record is from RefSeq and is a predicted model, not a curated record. The transcript has a single exon. The coding region runs from base 168 to 2327 and encodes 719 amino acids. Lineage: Eukaryota; Fungi; Ascomycota; Eurotiomycetes; Chaetothyriales; Herpotrichiellaceae.
UCACCUGUUCCUCCGGAUAAAAGGCCCUCCUCCUUUAUUCUACCCAUCGUUUCCCUUACAGAAGUUACUCCAUCUUGUCUGUCAAUUACAUACCUACCCUACCUACCCUACCCAUCCACAACCUUCUCUACUCCCUACAUCCCACAUCCCACUACCCUUCUCGUCCGAUGCCUGCAUCUAUCACUCUCACCGUCAGCCAUCUCCCAACCUCGACGUCUUUCUUCCUCUCCGCCCUACAACCCCUAGGCUAUUCCUUUCGAGCACGACAAGACCAAACUAUCGGCUUCGGUCCAGAGAGACAUCCCACUGCACCAGCUGAUUUCUGGAUCACACAAGAAAUCCCCGGUGUACCUGCUGGUGCUGCCCACGUGGCAUUCCCGGCCUCUUCCCGUUCCAAUGUCCAAGAUUUUUUCCUCGCCGCCCUCAAGGCGGGUGGAAAGAUUCAUGGAGAACCAGCACAAAGGGAUGCUCUGGGAUAUUACUCGGCCGCUGUGAUCGAUUUCGAUGGUAAUUCUAUAGAGGCUGUUUAUCGUCCUGCCUUGGUCGACAAGUCUGAUGGCAAGAGCACUGUGUCUCGAGCGAGUGCUACGCCCAGUCACAAAGCCCCUACUACUGUCUCAAGGGCAAAGACGGUGGUUUCGGUCAAAUCUCCUACGGUUGUCUCCCAAGCAAAGACGGUAGCUUCUGUCAAAGCUCCAACUGUCGUCUCUCAAGCGAGGACUGCCGUUGCAUCUCAAGUCAAGUCUGUGGCUCCAGGAUCCUGUGUUUCGGCUGCUGCAGCACCAGCGCCAGCACCCUCAGUUGCAGCUGCACCCGCAAUGACAGCCCCAGCGACCCCAGCACAGCCUGCUGUUCUGGAUAGUCUGAUCAGUGAAGCUCGAAAUGCCGCAACCCUGGCUCUGGAUCUCGUCAACACCGUUCGACCCGGCCUUGCCUCGGCGAAUUCCGCUCCUGCAGCCACAGGUGUACUCUCCAGCAUCAACGCCGACCAUGCCGCUGGCGGAGCAAUCGUGGGUACAUUGAUUGGAGUUGCUGCUGGAGCUGCUUUGCAAUACGCCUUCAGCAACCGAUCCAAAGAGAACAAUGCACCAGAUCCACCACCGAAUGCUAAUCCAAUACAACCUGCUCCUAUGGAUCGCAGCUUCACUUCACCAGAUAUAUUGAGACCAGAGUAUUCAUCUGCGGUAUGUGCAUCAGCCGUUCAUUUCCCAGUGGUGACAACUUAUCAAGCAAUCGAGCCGGCGCCCACGACAUACACCUACGCGGUACAAAGCCAAUACGACGCACCACGGCUAAUCACCAUGCAGGACAACGACCCUCCUGCUCCGCCUUCAGAUAUCGCAUCAACCAUCAAAGCCCCGGCAUCAACCCACAUAUCACGCAAAAAGAGCGUCGACUCAGGAUUCGGCCCUGGUCCACGCGAUCUCGAAAUCGUCUCCACCGUUUCAUCCAAAGCCAGUCGCCAGAGCAAGAAAAGCACCACUAAAGCCAUCGAACCACCACCGACCAGUUACCGCGCUCCAACUGUGCUCACCACCGCAGAUACACAAAUUUCCAAACGAUCCAGCAGUCGCAGCAGCGGGAUCAAACUCCGAUCCGAAAGCAUCAGCCGCGUUCUGAGUAGUGUGACGGGACGAAAUAAAGACGAAGCCGGUGAUCACGGUAAAUCCACAACUUCACGCGCCAGAAGUCAAAGUCGGCACAGCGAACGAUCUCGAAGAAGUCGAAAAGACGAAUGGGAUGACGGUGAAGAAGAGGCAAAGACGGUUUUACACGUGACGGUCCGAACCACGGAUUCAAGUCACGUUCGAUCUUCAUCGAAAGCCGGGUCCCGCGCAAUGAGUCGAUCCAGUUCGAAACAUUCACACCAUCAUCAUAGCAACCACAGUGGUCAUUCCUCCCAUGUCGUCGCUCGUGGUUCGGGUGAAAGUAACGUCAGCAGAGAGCCGAAUAUGUAUACCCUACCACCAUCUCGAGCAGCGACUUGGGCUGGAGGUGCGGGAUCGGAAUCGGGGUCUUUUGUCUCGGCUCUUCAACAUCAACAAUACAAUCAGCAUCAACAUGGUCAUAGUGGUGGGAUAGGACAGGUUGCGGCGCCGAGAACUAUUAUCGGGCGUUUGACGAGUCGGAAUUUAAGUAAACAGGGCAGAGGGACGGCGUAUCGUGACUUUGCAGAGGUGGGCACGGAGAGUGUGUUGAGUAAGAAGAAGGAAAUGGAGGGGUUGGGUGUUACGGCGAGGGAGGUUAGGCCGGAGGAUAGUAUCAGUCAGGUUAGUGUGAAUAGUUCGAGAGGGAGGAGUAUGAGGUCGGGGAGUAGGAGGAGGUGAUGUG